UGCUUGAUAAAAUGACCAGUGCAUUAAAUAAAAUACAAACAAAAAUUCCUUCUUUGGAUGUUGUCACAGAUCCCUUUGCCAAGCCAAGAAAAGUUUAUUUUAAAGAUGACAAAAUCCCAUUUGAUGGAGUGCCCUUCAGUAUCAUUGGCUCAAAGGUGUUUGACUGCCAACAUGGUCCAGACAGAAAAAAGGCAUUCAAAGCAAGACAAGCCAAUGAGAAGGCUGGCGAUCACUCCUUCAAAAAGAAGAGAUUUUUACCUCAAGACACCAUGAAAUUUGGGUGCACUGCAAGUAUUCGUCUAUCAGAAGUUAUUACAUAUCCAAGUUACAAGUAUAUCAGGGAUGACACAGAGAGACUUCGACGGGACAUGUCCAAAAAGCUAAAGACUGACACCAACAGUGGACAAAAACCUCCAUAUGAACGUAGAAUCUAUAUCUACCUACCAAAGGAGGAUGAACACAAAGACCAUAUCACUGGCGAGGUUUGUUAA
Messenger RNA from Pocillopora verrucosa, 491 nucleotides. NCBI's taxonomy places the organism in Eukaryota, Metazoa, Cnidaria, Anthozoa, Scleractinia, Pocilloporidae. The record is from RefSeq and is a predicted model, not a curated record.